AUGAGCCAUUGGGCUCUAUGUUGCUGUUUUCAUUCUUGUUAUGCUGUGGGGAAAGAGAGUAGGGGAUUUGCAACUGCGACAUUUAUUGUGUUUGUGGAAGAGUUGCUCUUCAGGUCAUGGAUGCCUAACGAGAUUGCUAUAGAUAUGGGAUACCAUCAAAGCAUUAUCAUUACAGGGCUCGGUUAUGGCUUCUGUCCGUUGGCGCUGGCAGGGGCUCGUGAGAGAAGCCAAGGGAAUCUGAUAGUGCCAAUUGGGUUGCGAACAGGAAUGAUAGCAGCAAGCUUUGUACUACACACUGGUGGAUUCCUCACGUACAACCCGAGUUCACCGGUUUGGACUGCAGGGAAACGUCCGUUACAGCCUUUUAGCGGAGUGGUCGGUCUUGGGGUCGCUUUUGCGCUAGCACUCGUUCUUUAUCCAAGACCUUCUCCAGAAACCAAGAUACAGAAAUCUAAUUAA
Molecule: messenger RNA, 459 nt
Organism: Microthlaspi erraticum
Lineage: Eukaryota; Viridiplantae; Streptophyta; Magnoliopsida; Brassicales; Brassicaceae
Source: the annotation of a GenBank genome assembly